AUGGCCAAUCUCUCACCAUUCUUCACUCUUCUUAUCGCGAUCUGCUGCAGCCUCCUCGGUUUGCCAGCUCUAGCAGCUGCAGAUGAUGGCGAAUCUGUCCUCCACAGCGAGGUGAGCCGGGCUCACAAUCAGAGUCUCUUCUGGGGACCUUAUAAGCCCAAUCUCUAUUUUGGUGUCAGACCUCGGGUGCCGCAGGGUCUCUGGACCGGCCUCAUGUGGGGCAAGGUUAAUGAUUUCGACACCCUCCGGAGCUCUUUCCGAUAUACCUGCGAGCAACACGAGGGCCUAGCAGGCUAUGGAUGGGACGAGUACGACGUCCGGCGCGGCGGCAUCGAGACAAUCCACGACGUUGCCAACCAGGUUGAUAUCACUGUGUCUUUUGUGAAGGUUCCUGGAGGUGCCCACGGUGGCAGUUGGGCUGCCAGGAUCAAGGGCGUACCUCGACCCGACGCCCCGGCAGACCUACAAACGAUGCUCACCUACUACAUUGCACAAGAAGGCGGCGGCGAACUCGAAAUCAAGACCGACGGAACAGAUUCUGGCUUCGAAGGAGAUAUUACCUUUGCCGGAAGGUCAGGAACUCUUGGUGACUACAAACUCGUCGUCUCGAAAGGGAUUGGCAACCAUCCCACUAGCGACCACGACCUCGCGGCACGUCGACAGCCUGGCAAGACUACGAUUCGGUCAGUUCAGAUGCCCGACGAAGUUCUGUGGCAGGCAAAGGGUGUCGUCUUCAACCAGCUGUCUGAGGGCAUCACCAACGUCGCCAACACGUACACCACCGAAGAUGGCCCUCCGGCCUUCCUUGUUUACCAGCUGGAGAACAACCCCGGCAAAGGCAAUUUGCACAUUGUGCAGAAAAUCUUCGAGGGGCCUUUUGAGUUUGACGUACUCUUCUCGUCGAGCUCAGCUGGAAAGGAGCUUACCGAGGCUGACGUCACCGCUCAGAUCAAGAGCAACAGCGACGCCUUUAGCGACAAGUUCUCCAAGAUCUUCGAGCUUCAGGCCCCCUUCAAGGAUGACAAGUACAAAUCGUUCGCCAAGAACAUGUUUUCCAACCUCGUGGGCGGUAUCGGUUAUUUUAACGGCCAUCAACUCGUCGACCGCUCAUAUGCGCCCGAGUACGAGGAGUACAACGAGGGGUUCUGGGAGGAAACCGCAGAAGCCAGGGCGAGGCGGCAGGAGAAACUCGAGGGCCCAUAUGAGUUGUUUACUAGUGUUCCAUCGCGGCCAUUCUUCCCUCGAGGUUUCCUUUGGGACGAAGGCUUCCACUUGAUCCCAAUUCUCGAAUGGGAUAACGAUCUGGCUCUGGAAAUUGUGAAGAGUUGGUUCAACACAAUGGAUGACGAUGGCUGGAUUGCGCGUGAGCAGAUCUUGGGUGCUGAGCCCCGUAGUAAAGUCCCGGAAGCCUUCCAGGUCCAAUACCCCCAUUACGCAAACCCUCCGACCCUCUUCCUUAUCAUUGAGAACUUCAUGAACAACCUGCGGAAGAUGAACGGCACCCUUCCGGAACGUAGAGAAACUUUGGCGUUCCCCGAAAGCCCUCUCGAGAGUGCCCACUUGGACUUCCCCGAAUUGGGAGAGGCGUAUCUACGCUCCAUUUACCCACUCCUGCGCCUUCACUACGAUUGGUUCCGCAAGACGCAGCGUGGAGACAUAAAGUCCUACGACAGAGAGGCAUUUUCGACCAAAGAGGCCUACCGAUGGCGAGGCCGCAGCGAAGCGCACUGUUUAACCAGUGGACUGGAUGAUUAUCCUCGUCCGCAGCCCCCCCACCCUGCUGAGCUUCAUGUCGAUUUGAUGUCUUGGGUUGGCUUCAUGACCAAAUCCCUCUUGAACAUUGCCGACGCCCUGGGCAUGACUGAAGAGGUCGAAGAGUACAAGAAAAUAAAGAAUGCCAUUGAGCGUAAUCUUAACGACCUCCAUUGGUCUGAGGAGGAAGGGUGUUUCUGCGACGCCACAGUUGACGAUUUCGAAGAGCACACCCUCGUGUGCCACAAGGGCUAUAUUUCCCUCUUCCCCUUCCUCGUCGGACUCAUGAAGCCGGAUGAUCCCAAGCUUGGGAAGAUUCUGGAUCUUAUCGGCGAUGAGAAGCAUCUGUUCAGCAAGCAUGGACUUCGAAGCUUGAGCGCCCAGGAUGAGCUCUACGGAACGGCCGAGAACUAUUGGAGGAGCCCUGUCUGGAUUAACAUAAACUACCUGGCAAUCGUCCAGCUGCACGAUGUCGCUGUGCAGGAGGGUCCCUUCAAGGCCAAGGCCACAGACCUGUAUAGAAGGCUACGGAAGAACGUAGUCGACACAAUAUACAAAUCCUGGGUCGACACAGGCUUCGCCUGGGAGCAGUAUAACCCCGAAACUGGGCAGGGUCAGCGCACCCAACACUUCACGGGUUGGACAAGCUUGGUCGUCCAGAUUAUGGCCAUGGACGAUGUUCCCGCGGUAGGCCACGUCAGAGACGAGCUGUGA
Messenger RNA from Scedosporium apiospermum, 2466 nucleotides. Its product is annotated as putative mannosyl-oligosaccharide glucosidase. Lineage: Eukaryota; Fungi; Ascomycota; Sordariomycetes; Microascales; Microascaceae. The transcript has 3 exons. The coding region runs from base 1 to 2466 and encodes 821 amino acids. Gene Ontology annotation, molecular function: Glc3Man9GlcNAc2 oligosaccharide glucosidase activity. Gene Ontology annotation, biological process: oligosaccharide metabolic process; protein N-linked glycosylation. The record is from RefSeq and is a predicted model, not a curated record. Gene Ontology annotation, cellular component: endoplasmic reticulum membrane.